AUGAGCUGCGUCUCCUCAACAAAGGGAAGCAUGAUAAACCUAGCAUUCCUAUGCAUGGUGAGCCUUGCGCAGGCAAUUCUUUCAGGCGCCCAGAGCAGCCCGCAAGACUUCCUUCAACUCCACAACGAGGCUCGUCGGGCGGUGGGCGUAAGGCCUUUGCAGUGGGAUGCCACCCUCGAGGCAUUCGCGCAGAACUAUGCCCAGCAGAGGUUCGGCGACUGCGCGCUCAUCCACUCCGGCGGACCCUACGGCGAAAACAUCUACGUGGGCUACGGCGAAGGCUUCACCGACGCUGCGGCGGCGAUGAAGUACUGGGUAGACGAGAAGAACUACUACAAUUAUGAUUCUAACACUUGCGCGAUAGGGAGGGAGUGCUUGCAUUAUACUCAGAUCGUGUGGAGGAACACGCAUCGCGUCGGCUGCGGGCGCUCCCCGUGCAGCGACGGCAGCAGUGUGUUCAUCACUUGUAACUACGAUCCGCCGGGUAACGUGGCCGGACAAAGACCCUAUUAA
Messenger RNA from Malania oleifera, 513 nucleotides. Its product is annotated as pathogenesis-related protein PRB1-2-like. The coding region runs from base 1 to 513 and encodes 170 amino acids. Gene Ontology annotation, cellular component: extracellular region. NCBI's taxonomy places the organism in Eukaryota, Viridiplantae, Streptophyta, Magnoliopsida, Santalales, Ximeniaceae. The record is from RefSeq and is a predicted model, not a curated record. The transcript has a single exon.